UAUAAAAGAGUGCAGACACAGCAAAGUUACGUUCAAUUUGAGUCCCAGGUGAGUUUUGCAGAUCCAACACGCCUCAACUUAACUCCUCAAUCUCUAUUUAUGUCCACUGUCCCAUCCUUGCUAUAAUACAUACUUCCUUUUUUUCCUUUCAUCAACUCAAUUCUCUAGCCACGCCUCUCCCUGUUCACAUCCUCCAAACAUCACACAACACAACCAUUUCUAACUGAACAAUUCUCCAUUUAUUAAAGAAAACGAAGAAAAAAAAAGAUUCUGGGCAUUUGUCGGAUUCGGGUUCGCGUUGGUCACAUCCAUCAAACACACCCUGAUUCUUGGCGUGCGUCAGUGAACCUGGAAGAGCGUCAGGUUCAUUUAUAUCCAAACCCAAACAACUCUUUCUCUCUCACUCCUCCCUCUCCUGACACCUACCGUGUUGUACGUGUCUUUCAAACGUCACCCACUUCAAAACGUAAACCAUGUAUCCACCAGAUUCAUUAUAAUAUUCAUUUCCCAAAUUGCUACUACUCAGAUUGAUAAACCCACCACACCACACUCUAUCUUUCCACCAUAACAAUCGUUGUGUUUGCAAGAGAGUCGGUUUGGAAAUAAUAAAGAUGGGGAAUUGCCAAGCUGCGGAAGCGGCUACUGUUGUGAUUCAACACCCUGGGAACAAGAUCGAGAGGAUUUAUUGGUCGCUUAGCGCACACCAGGUUAUGGACUCCAACCCUGGUCAUUAUGUUGCACUGGUCGUGUCCUCACCUACGCUUAAGUCCGACAAUGGCACGCCAAUGAAACAACUUAAGCUUCUCCGACCAGACGAUACUUUGCAUAUUGGCCAGGUUUAUCGGUUGAUCAGUUUCGAAGAUGUAUUGAAGGAGUUUGCUUCCAAGAAAUGUGGCAAACUCGGGAAAUUGCUGAAGGAAACAGGGGGUCAUGGGGUUCAGAUGAAGCACAGAGAUAACAGAGCUUCAAAUCCUAGCCUCACUUCCAAAAAUGAAUAUGGUUCCAGUAAGGUGGAACAAGAGAUCCAACGAAUGGAUAGCAAUGGCAGCGGCGGCAGCAGCAGCAGCAAUAACAAAGGUGUUGGAAGGCAUUUCGUUGGUUCUGGUGGGCAAUGGAAGCCAGCCUUACAGAGCAUUGCAGAAAUUGGAACUUAAACGCACUGUUAGCACCCAUUUCCAUGAAUAAACCAUGCAGAGCAAUAGCACCACCAACAACAACAAGACAUUAGGGUUUGUAUUUGUUAAGCUUAUCUCUCUGUGGAAAGGACAUGUAUGUAUACAUUUUAACCCUACAAUUAGACAUCAUCCAAGUUCUUAUAGAAUACUGUACGUUUGCCUUGAAAUUUUAGUAGCGGACCACCAACCAUUUCGUUAA
This is a messenger RNA of Vigna unguiculata (cowpea), 1374 nucleotides long. Its product is annotated as DUF4228 domain protein. NCBI's taxonomy places the organism in Eukaryota, Viridiplantae, Streptophyta, Magnoliopsida, Fabales, Fabaceae. The record is from RefSeq and is a predicted model, not a curated record.